AUGUCUGACGUACGACAACGAACGAAUCGAGGACAGGGGAGCGAGGCUGCUGAGCCUCAGGGCAAAGAGGAUGUGCCCAGGACCCCUGGGAGUGAGGAUGAAGAUGAAGACAUGCUGAAUGUAGGGGAAGUGGCAGAUACCUCUUCCCUUCCACAGGCCUCUGACAAGACAACGGGUGCCCUUGAUUCAGCCCUCAAAGAUCUUUCUCCAAGAUGGAGGAACUGGGUAGUGCGUGGAAUCUUCUCCUGGGUGAUGAUAUUUGGAUUUGGAUUCAUGAUAUACCUUGGUCCUCUGGCUCUGGUUGUUGUGAUUUUUGCGAUCCAGAUAAAGUGCUUCCAUGAAAUCAUCACAAUAGGCUAUGUGGUUUAUAAAUCGUUCGACCUGCCAUGGUUCCGUUCUCUCAGCUGGUACUUCUUGCUAGUGUCAAACUAUUUCUUCUAUGGAGAAAGUCUCAUUGACUACUUCGGAGUGCUCCUUCAUAGAACGGAAUUCAUGCGUCCCUUUGUGACCUUUCACAGGUUCAUAUCUUUCUCCCUUUACAUAGCAGGCUUUGUGGCAUUUGUCUGCAGUCUAGUCAAAAAACAUUACCUGAAGCAAUUUACACUGUUUGGAUGGACACAUGUGACUCUACUCAUAGUCGUCACACAGUCUCACCUCAUCAUGCAGAACAUCUUUGAAGGACUUGUAUGGCUCCUCGUUCCAGUAUCCAUGAUCAUCUGUAACGAUAUCAUGGCUUACAUGUUUGGAUUUUUCUUUGGUAAAACACCACUGAUCAAACUUUCACCUAAGAAGACAUGGGAAGGCUUUAUAGGAGGGGCUGUGUCUACAGUUUUCUUUGGCAUUGCACUGUCAUAUUUCCUGGUUCAGUAUGACUCCAUGGUGUGUCCAAUUUCUUAUGACGAAGUCAAAGACACAAUGUCCAUGGAAUGUGAACGUCACCCAGUGUUUGUCUUGUCAGAGUAUGGUAUUCCUGCCACUAUACAGACAUUCUUGUCCAUUUUUGGCUUCCCCCAGACCACGAUAAAGAUCUACCCUUUCCUACUCCAUUCAAUCUCAAUGUCUCUGUUUGCAUCUGUCAUUGGUCCAUUUGGUGGAUUCUUUGCAAGUGGAUUUAAGAGAGCAUUUAAAAUCAAGGAUUUUGGAGACACGAUUCCCGGACAUGGCGGAAUCAUGGAUAGAUUUGAUUGUCAGUUCCUUAUGGCUACAUUUGUACAUGUCUAUUACACAAGCUUUAUCAGAGCACCUAAUCCCCAGAAGAUCAUACAGAAUGUUCUCUUGCUCAGCUCAGAAGAACAAGUACAAGUUUUCCACAUGCUGCGAGACAAACUCCUUGCUCGUGGCCUGUUGACACUGACAAAUGUAACCAUGCCAUCUUAGCAGGCCAGUUACAACUAUUAGGAAUUUUAUUUGAAUUUUUCUUUUAAUUUAUUACACAUUUUAAUGGACAUUUGAUUAGAAAUGCAAAGUUUGUUUGGAAUAUUUUAUAAAGUAGAAUGUGUUUCCAUGGUAAUUUCAAUUUUUAUUUCUGUUGUAUGAGAGCUGAGAGAAACAAAAAGAAUACAUGUGUGUUUGUAUGUCUCUUUUUCUCUGUCCAAGGCCAAGGUUAAAACAUUGAAGACAGGUAUGCUAAGCCAAUUUUAUCUUCCUCUAACUGGAUUUAUCUUUUACUUUGUUUUGACGAAAAGUGACACCUCUUUGAUCUGAAUCUUAAUUUCCUGGACACUUUCCAUGUAAUGAUAUUUCGAUUUUCUUUUAGUCACUCAUGACUUGUUUUAGUCACUCAUGACUUGGUUUAGUCACUCAUGACUUGUUUUAGUCACUCAUGACUUGGUUUAGUCACACAUGAUUUGAUACUACCUAGUAUAUAUUCCAAGACAAUAAGCUAUUCCUUUUGGUUCCUGUUUUAUGAGGUUUUAAUACUGUAUGAAGUUUGAAAGUCAGGUGUGUGAUAUGCUUGUAUAUGAUAAUUACAUUAUGGACAUGUUUUACAAAUGAAGACAUAUUAUACACAUUAAUAUAUUUGUUUUAUUACUAACCUCUGUAUUUCACACCUUCAGGUGUAGUUAUUAUAAUGGGCUGGUGACCAAUACAUCUGAUUUACCUAGGAAUGAUAACUAUAAUGAUAUUAUAGAAUGGUUACAUUUAAACUUUGACAAAAGCUAAGUGUAAUUUGUUACAGACUAAGCCACAGAUUAUGUUAGUUCCGUGGCAGCAAUAUUGGAUGUAAAUGCUUGCUAUUUAAGGAUUGUUGGGUUGCAUAUUGGCAACACAUUUGCCUUUCACCUAGAUGUCUGGGGUUUGAUGCCCUGAACAGACGUAAAAACAAAAACAGUGAUGAAUCAUUAGUUGAAAUAACUUGUUUGUUUCAUUAUACACUUGUGAUACAGCAGACUUGAAAUAAGAUUUUUAUCUAUUUAGUAAGUAGAUGGCAGUGAUUCUGGCAGACUUGAAAUAAGAUUUUUAUCUAUUUAGUAAGUAGAUGGCAGUGAUUCUGGCAGACGUGA
Ylistrum balloti is the source of this 2504-nucleotide messenger RNA. Its product is annotated as phosphatidate cytidylyltransferase, photoreceptor-specific-like. Gene Ontology annotation, cellular component: endoplasmic reticulum membrane. Bases 1 to 1377 code for a protein of 458 amino acids. The record is from RefSeq and is a predicted model, not a curated record. Gene Ontology annotation, molecular function: phosphatidate cytidylyltransferase activity. The transcript is spliced from 11 exons. Lineage: Eukaryota; Metazoa; Mollusca; Bivalvia; Pectinida; Pectinidae.